AUGGGGAAUGUACUCUCGAAGAAUGUUCCGCUCCGAGAAAGUCUGGUGAGGCUUGAGGAAGAUAUAAGCAAGAAGGAAAGAAAGGCAAAGAAUCUUUCGGCCUCCCUGGACAGUGUUCGAGCGAAGUCGUUGGCUGGAUCACUUGUGGUGAUUGUCCUUUCGAUGAUAUACUCGUAUACGGACGAACAAAGCAUAAUUCUGUUUGGGGCUGGGAGUGCUUUUGUAUGCUACAUUGCAAGAUGCCUUCUAGUCUGGGUGUAUGAGAUGAGGAUCCGAAGGCUGAACACUACUCUCGAAGCUUUGAAAGAGAAGCAGAAGGAGCAGAUUGCACUCCUGAAGAAAGAGGAGUCUUUUGAGGCCACGAAGAAGGUUAUUGACAAGUACGAAAGCGAGUCGAUGAGAAGACACUACUUCGGUAAUAUCAAGCAAAGAAGGAGAGGGAUGAUGGACAGUGUGACAGACAUUGUCCUGGGGGACGAUCCUGGAACGAUGUAUGCACUGAUAUGCAAGAGGUGCAACCAUCACAAUGGGCUGGUUCAUCCGAGUGAGUACGACCUCAAUGAAUUCUACUGCUAUAACUGCAACGAGCUAAACACAAGACUAAAGAAUAAGAGCAACAAUAAAUAA
Messenger RNA from Encephalitozoon hellem ATCC 50504, 627 nucleotides. RefSeq lists its product as uncharacterized. Gene Ontology annotation, biological process: endoplasmic reticulum tubular network organization. Gene Ontology annotation, cellular component: endoplasmic reticulum tubular network. The record is from RefSeq and is a predicted model, not a curated record. The coding region runs from base 1 to 627 and encodes 208 amino acids. The transcript has a single exon. NCBI's taxonomy places the organism in Eukaryota, Fungi, Microsporidia, Unikaryonidae.